Messenger RNA from Peniophora sp. CBMAI 1063, 1977 nucleotides. NCBI's taxonomy places the organism in Eukaryota, Fungi, Basidiomycota, Agaricomycetes, Russulales, Peniophoraceae. The record is from the annotation of a GenBank genome assembly.
AUGGCCAGCGCUUUAGUUGCUCGUAGUCGAUCCAACAGCGUGAACUCGGUCGAUUCCGCAGAUUCGUACCAGGUCUUAUCUGGUGUUGGCGACGACUGGGAGACACUCUCUGCCUCCCCAUCCGAGACCGGUGCUACGGUCCUCUCUGAAGAUGAGAGUGGCGCCGAGGGUCCUAAACCUCGCGCAAAGGCGUCACCCGCGACUGCGAGCCAGUCGUUCGCCUCGCAGCCGCCUUCGGUACCUGCACCCCAGCACACGUCUCAUGAGCUUGAUGAAUCUCAUGUACGAGGCCCACUAUCGUCCAGAGUGGACGAUCUCAGCUCUUUAGUGGAAUCCCAAGGCGGUUCAACCCCGCGCGAUGCACGGCAGGAAGCUAAAGAGCCUACUGGACCCACUGCGUCGGUGUCACCACGCUUGGCUACCAGUACUGGUUGCGGUGCGAGCUCUUCUCUGAACAUCUUUGUGGAACCAGACUCCCCGAUAUCUGCGGCUUCCGAGACGCUUGUGGAUACUACUCAUGUCCAGCCACACCCUACUAUACCUAUACGGGAGCGCCGCGUCUGGAUGCACACGAGCCGCACCCUCCCUCUAAAUCUCAUCGCCAACGCGCCCUUCGUUGACGCAGACGGCUCACCCGUCAUGAUCGGCUCUGCACUGGUCGAUGGUGCAGUACAUCCCUGCAAGAUCACUCUAUCACGCCUGGGCGACGCAGGCUUCUCUCCAGUCCGCAUGGCGUAUCGAGGAAGCGAGACGGUCCACUUCGGAGUGUACGAGGUUCUGGAGGUCAAUGAAGAUACGAUGGAGUGGGUCAGUGCGAGAGAUGGGAGGUUACCGAGGGGACGCGCGCCUGUUGAGGGUGGCUACGAUCGGGAGGGGAGGAGGUUCUACUACGCUGUUACCACCAUCAAAGGCUUUGGAGUGCCAGGAAAGGCAUCUGAACAUGAUAAUGCACAUUUUGCUUACGGAGGAAGAGUUCACGUCAAACGAGAGGACUAUCGUAUCCUGUGCUGGCGCCCGCAAUAUUAUGUUCCGGACAUCACCCAUGAUCCGUGGGAGGUUGAGCACGCGCCGUUCACGGACUCGGGCGGCCAAGCGCCGGUUCAUGUUGUCUCAGUCCCCUACGGCAAAACACUCCAGCCAGGCAAAGCUACCCUGCACCCCGAUGCAGUCCGUGUACGCAUCCCAUACCUUUGGCGAGAGGUUGAGGUAGAUUGGACUGCUGACGAACGGCCUCUGAACGUUCUUCAUGUUGAUCCAGAUGCGAUGGAUUGGAUCAGUACCUCGCAUGGAAGGAUCCCUGUAGGAGUGCAGCCAGUUGAGGGAGGGUACGAUAAGACCGGAGAGAGGUUCUAUCAUGCCAUUUGCACUUUCAAUGGCGUCACCGUGCCAGGAAAGACAGGCGAACACUUGUGCGGGGCGCGGUUCCCGUGGAAUGGGAUUGAGCACUCCAUCGAGUGCGAGUACAAGAUACUUUGCUGGAAACCCGUCCCUGGCGCGAGCGCGUACACAUCACUCAUACCUCCACCUCCGACUCUCCUUCUGAGCGACGCCCUCACUCCCGCAACCCGCAUCCUGAACCCGUUGACCCCAGACGGCAUGAACAUUGGUUUGGCACACCACUCAGACGGUUCUCGGCACCCUGGCACAGUAGUCCGCGGAUCCCUCGAGCGAAUGCUCUAUGCCCACGGAGGACGCGCAAUCUUAGGUUCUUCCGGAGCGUACGACGUCCUAGUGUAUGAAGAGAACGUCAUGGAAUGGGUGCCUGCGAGGGAGGGCAGGGCUCCUGCUGAUAGACGGCCGGUUGAGGCCGGGUACGAGAGGAACGGGAAGAAGCUUUGGUUCGCGAGGUACAUGCAGGCGGCGCCGUACGUGUUCGGGAAGACCGGAGAGCAUUUGCAAUCAGCACACUUUGUGAGGGACGGUCAGGAGUUGAAAGUUCGGGCGGGUUACGACGUCUUAUGCUGGAAGGAUGCCUAA